GAGGCGCGCGGCGUUGGGGCAGUGGUACUCGGUGUGACCUGGUGGAGGCCGUGCUCUCCGCCUUUUGGCUGCUUGAUGCGUCGCAGCCAUCCGAUGGCGCAAUUGCUCGCCGCCGCCACCACCACCACCACGCCACCCUGCGGCGGCCUCCUAACCGCGCGGGCCUCCGCGUCCUCUCCCGGCUGCUUCCUCCGCGCGCUGCCGAGAUCCCGCGCCAUGGCCUCCGCCUCCGGAGCCGACGCUGCCGCUGCGGCGGUUGCUCCCCCGUCGCUGCUCGUCUUCUCAGGAGGAACCGCUUUUAAUGGUGUUGUAGAAGAGCUGAAGAAAGUGACGACUCGAGUUGCACAUGUUCUUCCUGUUUCCGAUGAUGGUGGAAGCACAGCUGAGAUUGUGCGAGUGCUUGGUGGACCUGCUGUGGGUGACAUUAGAUCAAGAUGCUUGAGAUUGUCUGAUGAAAGCACUUCAGAAGCCCUUUCUGUUCGGACAUUGCUUGGGCACCGUUUGCCUCUUGAUCCUUCAGAAGCAAAGCUUGAGUGGUACCAGAUUGUAGAAGGAGAGCACGCUUUGUGGGAUGGUGUCUCACAGCCAUACAGAGAAACAAUACGUGCCUUUUUAGUCUACUUCCAUAAUGAGAUACUUCGACGGUCAGCUGAAAUGUUUUGCUUCACCAAUGGCAGCAUUGGGAAUUUCUUUUUUGCUGGGGCACGCAUAUUCUUCCAGUCUCUGGAUGCUGCGAUUUUCUUGUUCUCACGUGUGUCACAGAUCCCUGCUGAAAGUCUUGUUCUUCCAGUGAUAUCCACAAAUGACAGGCUUACACUGGGAUGCGAACUAUGGGAUGGAACUAUCAUCCGAGGUCAAAAUGAAAUAUCACAUCCAAGCAAUGGACGUAAAGAAGUUGUUAACAAGGAUUGUAAUUCAUGUAGUGCACUUCCUUCAAGGAUUAAGCGUGUCUUUUACAUGUCAAGUGAAGGCAGCAACCUGUUGCAUGAGGUAUUUCCUGAAGCUAACCGUACAGUUUUGGAGCAGUUAAGUAAGGUGGACUGCAUUGUAUAUGCUAUGGGAUCACUCUUUACAUCAGUCUGUCCAUCAUUGGUAUUGCGUGGCAUUGGUGAAACUAUAGCAUCAAGAUCCAUUCCGAAGGUACUUCUUUUGAAUGGGUCGCAUGACAGAGAAACAACUGGGUUGCCUGCUUCUGGCUUUGUGACUGCCAUUACUGAUUCUCUAAACCGUACAUAUGGAUAUCCUGACAAAAGUCUAAAGAAUCUUCCCAAAGACUAUGUGAAUGCUUUAUUGGUACCAAAAGGAGGCCAAAUUCCUUUGGAUAUAAAAAACUUGUCUUCUAAAGGAAUCUUUCAUGUGGUUACUGUGGACUCUAUACACGAUGGAAAGACGGGCAUUAUUUUUGAUCCGCAUUCAUUGAUUCAAGCCCUGACCAGUCUAAUAUCGGAUAGGCGUUUCGUGGAACCUGAUCUUCUAACAGAAAAUGUAGAGUCUGUAUGCUGAAAUCUCAGUUCUCAAAUGUUAGGUAUAUAUCUCGCUCCUAUUUUUUCCCUGUUCAAUACAUUGUAUGGGGAAACUGUAGCAUCAGUUGCCCACUUGCACUUCGUCAGCUAGCUUCAUUGCUUCAUUCAUUGAAAACAAAAUAUACAAAAACAAUUGUGCUCAUAGUUUAAUUUCACCAUCGAAUCAGAUUUCAGUUCUUUUAUUUCUUGUGUUA
Molecule: messenger RNA, 1717 nt
Organism: Oryza sativa Japonica Group (Japanese rice)
Lineage: Eukaryota; Viridiplantae; Streptophyta; Magnoliopsida; Poales; Poaceae
Molecular function (GO): LPPG:FO 2-phospho-L-lactate transferase activity
Source: RefSeq, a predicted model, not a curated record